AUGUCUCGCGCGCACCGUUCUCUGUCCUACCUGUGCGCACAGUACUGCGCUGUGGAAACGCCCGCCGACCCUGCGACGGAGGCCAAAGAGUGCCAGAGGCAGAGCAAGAAGCAAGAAGAAGUGCUGAAGAAAUUCCGAAUGCACGAAUGUAACUUGCUGCUAGCGACAUCUGCCUUAGAGGAGGGCAUAGAUCUGCCCCGGUGCAACUUGGUGCUACGCUGGGACGUGCCGCAAUCGUACCGAUCCUACGGUCUAUGCCGCGGGCGUGCUAGGGCUACUCGCUCCGCUUGCGGCGUGCUGUGCUGUGGUGAGGGCAACGCUACCGACGAGCUGAUACACAACCUGGCCACUUAUAGGGAGAUUGAUCAGGUAAUAUAUGCUAAUAUUUGGGUAAAGUCCGGUCGCCGAGCAGAUAGAAUUUCGUCCAAUGACCCCAAGCUACCCAUCCUUAUCGCUCGCGCGUAAUUAUGUUGCUGUUGCGAC
Ostrinia furnacalis (Asian corn borer) is the source of this 483-nucleotide messenger RNA. Its product is annotated as endoribonuclease Dcr-1-like. Gene Ontology annotation, biological process: pre-miRNA processing; siRNA processing; apoptotic DNA fragmentation. Gene Ontology annotation, molecular function: ribonuclease III activity; deoxyribonuclease I activity; RNA binding. Gene Ontology annotation, cellular component: cytoplasm; RISC-loading complex; nucleus. The coding region runs from base 1 to 465 and encodes 154 amino acids. The transcript is spliced from 3 exons. NCBI's taxonomy places the organism in Eukaryota, Metazoa, Arthropoda, Insecta, Lepidoptera, Crambidae. The record is from RefSeq and is a predicted model, not a curated record.